Molecule: messenger RNA, 4627 nt
Organism: Physella acuta
Lineage: Eukaryota; Metazoa; Mollusca; Gastropoda; Physidae
Product: CD109 antigen
Cellular component (GO): extracellular region
Molecular function (GO): endopeptidase inhibitor activity
Source: RefSeq, a predicted model, not a curated record
GGUCAGGGUCACUCGAUAGUGUGCAUGUUUACCGUGACUAAAUGUGUUGGAACAUGACGAGACUUGUAGCGGCGUUGCUGCUGUCAAUGCUGGUGGAUGGAGGUCUCGGUGGGUCCUACUUUAUCACGGCACCACAGACCAUUAAACCGGGCACCGUGUAUGAUCUGUCCGUGGACAUCCUAGAGGCCAAUGGUUCCGUGCCCAUCGAUGCUAUACUAGAGACUAUGACGUGGGACGGGUCUACAGGCAGAUAUAAUGUGACGCCUGUACUCACCGCUUCGGGGACUUUCUCCAAAGGUGAUACUUCGAAUUUAUCGAUUGCGAUCCCCACAGAUGUCCAGUGCCCGGGCUGUCAGCUCCGUGUCCGUGGGCGUGGCCCGCUACAGUUUGAGAGGAAAAUAAGCGUCGGCUUCAGCUCUAACGUCUACGCCAUCUUGAUUCAGACAGACAAGGCUAUUUAUAAACCAGACCAAACAGUUCGCUUCAGAGCACUAGCUGUGUCUCCAAGCCUACAGCUGUACAAAGGACAAUUCAACAUUGAAAUCACUGACCCAAAUAACAACAAAAUAAAAAUUUACAAAAACUUGAAGUCAUUGAAGGGUGUUGUGGAGAACAGCCUUGAACUUAGUGACCAGCCUAUGUACGGGACAUGGAGAAUUUCUGUUAAGCUCAGUGACACAUCAGACAGUGAGAGCAUGAGUUUUGAUGUUUUGGAUUACAAUUUGCCCAGAUUUGAAGUUAGUGUAAUACUCCCACCUUAUGGCAUUGUUAGUGAUACACUCCUUACUGGAUCUGUCAAAGCAAAAUACACAUUCGGGCAGCCUGUUAUUGGCACCGUUGAGCUCCAUGUAGGACCUACGAUUGUACCAGGCUUGUACAGUUGUGGCAAUGAACCAAAGACAACACAGAUCACUUUUGAGAUUGAUGGUGAAGCAUCUUUCACAAUGCCUAAAGAAGAUAUCCAAAGAGCUGUAGGAAUUUACAAUGGAGCAGAGGUCAUGGUCACUGCUUUUGUAAAAGAAACUACAACAGGUGUCCGUCUCAAUGGCAGCAGUGUGAUCAAAUUUUAUGACAACAAAUACGAACUCAAGUUCCUUGACACAACUCCCAGUGUAUUCAAAGCUGGGCUUCUCUACACUGCAUUUAUCCAAGUUGCUACUCCAGAUAACAUGCCACCAACAGAAAAUAAUUCUGUUGUAUCAGCGUAUACAUAUGUCAACUAUCGGCAAACAGUCCCAGACCAAUCUCUCUAUGACACUGGAUUUUUUUCUGGAACCUACCCACUUCCAGGCAAAAAUCUGACCCUCCCAGCCAGUGGCGUAUUGCCUAUUGAUAUUGAUAUCCCUAGCAAUGCUACAAGUAUUACAAUCAAGGUAACCUACAACAAACUUUCAGUUUCUAGAACUAUUGAGAAGACCUACUCAAAAAGUAACAACUAUCUUUCUUUAACUUUGCUGGAUUCAAAAGUGAAAUCUGGUGACCAAGUGACAUUCCAAGUAGAAGGGACAGAACCCUUGAAUCAAGUUUCUUAUGAGGUUUUUUCUAGAGGUUCUAAAGCAGCUACUGGUACAACCAAUGGGAAUGGUCAAAAGAAGUUCACUUUCAAGCUAACAAUCACACCACUAAUGGCACCAACUGCUCAUAUAGUUGCCUUCUAUGCCAGGGGGAAUGAUGAAAUUGUUGCAGACAGCUUGGCUUUCUUAGUGGAAGAGCUCUUUAUCAAUAAGGUGUCAGUUUCAUUUAAUAAAAACCAAAGUCAACCAAACGAAGAUGUUGUGUUUGAAGUCACAGCAGAUCCUAAUUCCAAUGUAAAUAUUCUGGCUGUUGACCAGAGUGUCUUGCUGAUGAAGACAGGAAAUGAUAUCACACCCAAGAAGGUAACUGAUGCUGUAAGCAAGUUUGAUAAGGGAUCAAAACCAUCCAACUCUGACUAUGCACUUUCUAACAGUGCAAAAAAUGUUAAUGAAAUUUUUUCAAAUAUUGGCCUAACAAUAUUAACUGAUGUUGAUAUUUUUGAACCCCCUCGUUAUGUUACGCAUUCUGGAAGCUGCAUAGGUUUGCCUUUAGAACACUGUGAAGCUCAGCCCCAAUCAUCGUAUUAUAUGCCUAUGGGGGGCAUGGGCAAAAGCUAUGACUUUAGCGCAUAUAGAAGUUCUUACGACCUUCCAGCAUCAUAUGCAGGACCUUCUUCAUACCAAUCUCCUGUUGAAAAUCUUGUCGCAGUAGAAAGAAUUCGAGUUAUUUUCCCAGAAACUUUCCUUUGGUCAACCAAAGCAUCAGGCAAGGAAGGUAAAGCUGUAUUUAAGGCCAAAGUACCUGACACGAUUACAUCAUGGGUUGCAAGUGCUUUUGCUACAAACCUCGUCUCAGGGCUUGGUGUGGCCCCAACAACAGCAAUGCUAACUGUGUUUAGACCUUUCUUUGUGAGUUUGACAUUCCCACGCUCUGUGACCCGCAAGGAACAGUUUGUUGCCCAGGCAACAGUUUUCAACUAUUUACCUGAAGACCUCUCUGUCACAGUAACAUUGAAAGGAAAAAGUAAUUUUAGAAGUGUAACUUACAGCUCCAAUGGAACUGAGAUCUUGGUCAAUGGAGACCAACAGAAGACAAUUCAGGUGAAAUCCCAGAAACAGGCUGUUGCUUACUUCCCAAUUUUAGCCACGACUGCUGGGUUGAUUGACUUGGAGGUUUCUGCCCAGUCUACCGUAGCUGCUGAUGCCGUCAGACAACCGAUUGUUGUUAAGUAUGAAGGUGCCCCAGUAAAUUAUAACAAUCCAAUGAUGAUCAGCCUAGAGCCAUCCUCAGACUUUGAAAAGACAGUGACCUUUACUCUCCCAUCAUCAACAGUUAAGGGGUCAGAGAAGGCCAGGUUCAAGGUUACAGGUGAUUUACUGGGAUCAAGUUUAAGCAAUUUGGAGUCAUUGCUGACUCUACCAAUGGGAUGUGGUGAACAGAGCAUUGCCAAAUUUGUCCCCAACAUUUACAUCUUGGGAUAUCUCAAAGCCUCUGGCCAGCUGACGCAAGCUCUGUCUAAAAAGAUUGUUGGUCUUUUGGAAGAUGGCUACCAGAGACAGCUGACCUACCAAAGGUUUGAUGGAAGCUUCAGUGCUUUUGGCAAUUAUGAUGAAAGUGGAAGCACAUGGCUGACAGCGCAAGCCUGCAAAGCUUUACAUGAAGCUCGUGAGUACAUCUACAUUGACCCCCAGAUGGUGAUCAGAUGUAGCGAGUGGAUCAUUGAUAAACAAAAGGAAGAUGGAUCUUUUGCUGAGUUUGGAAAGGUGAUAGACAAAACUACACAGGGCACAGGUACUGGACCUGCUCUGACUUCCUUCGCCUUGUUGAGCCUUCUUCAGACUGCUGACCUCUUUAACGAGCAGGAAUGCAAGCUUAAAUCAAACUGCUACAGCUACUACCGCUGGGGUAAUGCAACCCUGAAGGCUAAAAACAACCUAGAGGCUCUUGUACAGAGUAAUGCAAUCACUGAGCCCUUCCCUCUAGCUGUUGUUAGCUAUACACUUAGCAAAGCUAAAAGUAAAUUAGCUAAUGCUGCUUUCACUAAACUUUUGGCGUUGUCUAAAAAUGAGGGUGGCCUUCUGUUUUGGAAAGCCAACAGCACUGUAGAAGAGAGCAAGAGACCAAUUGAUGCCGUGCCCUACAUUUGGAGACCACCACGUGUGCAGGCCAGACCCAUUGACAUAUUGAUCACUUCCUACGCCAUCCUCACAUUCUCAACCCUGAAUCGCAUUAAUGAAUCUCUGCCUGCAAUCCAAUGGUUGACUGCACAGAGAAAUUCACUGGGUGGAUUUGCUUCCACACAGGACACAACAGUUGCACUUAAUGCUAUCUCAGUGUUUGCUACCAAGACCCUGAGACCAGACACUUCUCUCACAGUCACCUUCUCAGACAUUCAGACAUUCGCAAACUUUUCAGUCACAGCUUCGAAUGCUUUGUCACUGCAGAUAAAAGAGACAGCCAAGGCUCCACCUAAAAUUAAUGUCUUAGCCAGUGGUACUGGACUUGCUCUUGCUGAAGUUGAAUACAGCUUUAAUGUUGAGGAUGAGAUUAGCACUCCAUCUUUUGAUGUCAAUACCGUACUCUUGGAUGAUGAUAUUAACUCAUUUAACUUGAUGAUUUGUACUAAAUGGCUGUGGAACAGAGAAACAGGAAUGGUCGUCCAAGAAGUUAGCAUUCCAUCAGGUUUUGUAGCUGACCUGUCCACUCUUGGCAAUGUUGCCGGGCUCAAGAGAUCAGAGAUCAAAGGAAGCAAUGUGGCCAUUUACUUUGAUAAGAUCAGCCAGUCUUCCCUGUGCUACAGCCUGAGGAUGGUUCGUGAGACAAAGGUUGCCAAGUCUCAGAGAUAUUUUGUCAGAACAUUCGACUACUAUGAGCCAGCUGACCAAAGUACCGUGUUUUACCAGCCAAAGGCUAUUAAAGAAGCAACAAUUUGUGAUGUGUGCAAUGGUUGUUGCCCUUAGUUUAACAAGGAGACACCCUCUGGGGAACUAUAUAACAAUCAGACGUCAGCUGUUAAAUAUUUUAUUUUUUUGUCUGAUUGAAAAACAUAAAAAUUUGAAUGUAUUCAUGUUAUAUUUUAAAGAAACCAAAUACAAUUUAUUCCAUUAAACUG